AUGGGUGAUACGUAUGGACAAAUAGUAGCUGGUGGCAAUGGCGAAGGAAAUCGAUUGGACCAAUUGGCUCAACCAACCGACGUGUUGAUCGACAAAGAGACGGAUAGUCUCAUUAUUUGUGAUAAAGAGAAUUGGCGAGUCAUACGAUGGUCUCGUCGUAGUGGUACAACUCAAGGAGAAAUCCUCAUCGAUAACAUCGAUUGUUAUGGAUUGGCCAUAGAUGAUCAGAGAUAUCUCUACAUCUCUGACUACGACAAACAUGAAGUAAGACGAUAUCAAAUAGGAGACAAGAAUGGAACUCUUGUAGCUGGUGACAAUGGCGAAGGUGCUGGUCUCAAUCAACUCAACUUUCCGACCUACAUCUUUGUCGAUCAACAACAGACUGUCCACGUAUCAGACAGCCUCAAUCAUCGCGUGAUGAAAUGGAAUAAAGGUGCAAAAGAAGGAAUUGUCGUCGCUGGAGGUCAAGCCGAAGGGAAUGCUCUGACACAGAUGUAUUAUCCUAAUGGACUGUUCGUCGAUACAUUGGGUACCAUCUACGUAGCAGACUCGCUCAAUUAUCGAGUGAUGCGUUGGCCUAAAGGAGCGAAACAGGGCACUGUCAUUGUGGGUGGAAAUGUCCCAGGAGCAGAAGCAAAUCAGUUCAAUUUUCUUGGAGGUGGAUUUAUUACAACAGAAAAGAAUGAAACAAGAUAUAUUCUUCUUUUGAAUAAAAAUUUAUUUAUAUCGACAUAUCUAUUCUAUACACAUCAAGAUCAACAAUUUGUUAUUCAUGUACAAGUAUGUAUUAAUCAAUGA
Rotaria sordida is the source of this 798-nucleotide messenger RNA. Lineage: Eukaryota; Metazoa; Rotifera; Eurotatoria; Philodinida; Philodinidae. The record is from the annotation of a GenBank genome assembly.